CAAAGGUGAGAGAACAGCAGAGCAUCACCUGACAUGGCAACUAAAAUCAUUUAUUUUACUGUAAAUGGAAGACCAGAACAAGCGGAGUUUCCCAUUGACUGUCCUGCACAAGAUGUUAAAGAUCUUUUCCGAGCUGCAGCUGAAGCGGGGCCUCAUGACAUCUUAAAACUCUACAAUACUAAAGGCAAUAUCAUUAAUAUUUCCCCUCAGCUGGCUCCCAACAGUCCUCAGUCCUGCUAUAAGCUGGAAGUGGUUGCUGCAGACUGCAACAGUGAGCUGUUAGGUUCAGAGCUGGCCAUUGCUCUGGGAUUUGACCUCUCUUCUAUGGAGAAAAGGUUACAGAGCCUGGAGAAACUUUUUUUAGCUGAAGCAGCAGAGACUCCUGCCAUCGUGUAUGAGAUGAAGAGACAGGUGGAGUCAUUCAGAGAGAAACUUGAGAGUGUUGAGCACCUGAGCUGGCUGGGACUGUUUAAGGACAUGUCGGAAGGCACCCACAAGCCCUCCCCUUUCUACCAUAAAAGAACCCUGCGCAAGACCCGUGAGGAGUGUGAGCAUGUCAGGGAAAAGUUCCUCCAAAUGAGUUCUUUGGAGGUUUCUGAAAAGGUGAGACAGUAUCUUAAAACACCGACCUUUGAUAACUGGCAAUGGGAGGAUGCUGAGAUGAUGGUGCUGCUCCAGGUGAUGUACACAGAUCUGGACUUCAUCUCCACCUUCAGCAUUGAGCUGGACGUGCUGCAGCAGUUUCUUUAUGAAGUGUACCGACGCUACAAUAACAUCCCCUUCCACAACUUCAAGCACUGCUUCUGUGUCACUCAGAUGAUGUAUGGGCUGAUAUGGCUAACAGAUCUCAAAAGCAAGAUUGACAGUAUUGACCUUCUCAUCAUGCUGACCUCAGCCGUCUGUCACGAUCUAGAUCACACCGGCUACAACAACGCCUACCAGAUUAAUGCCCGAACUGAGCUUGCGUUGAGAUACAAUGACAUCUCCCCACUGGAAAAUCACCACUGCGCUGUAGCCUUUGAAAUGCUGGAAAAGAAUGAAUGCAACAUUUUCCGAAACUUGCCGACAGAGCACUACAAAAGAAUAAGAGAGGGCAUAAUUAAAUGUAUUCUCGCUACUGAUAUGAGCAGACAUACAGAAAUCCUCAACAAGUUCAAAACCAUUCUCCCUGUUUUCGACUUCAGCAACAAGGAUCACAGAGAUGUGUUGAUGAUGAUCAUUAUUAAAGUAAGUGAUAUAUCCAAUGAGGCGAGACCCAUGGAUGUGGCAGAACCGUGGCUGGACUGUCUGCUGCAGGAGUUCUUCAAUCAGAGUGACAUGGAGAAGUUGGAAGGUCUUCCUGUCACCCCGUUCAUGGAUCGAGACAAAGUAAACAAACCGUCUUCUCAGACUGGUUUCAUACGCUUCGUUCUCUUUCCUCUCUUCAUCGAACUGGCUAACCUGUUCCCCUGUCUGGAGCAACACAUUAUUGACCCAGUGCAGAAAGCCCUGGAUUAUUACACAGAGAUGGAGAAAGCUCUGGAGAGGGAGAAACAGAACCGGACCUCGAGUGAGGUGGUCAAGCCAAGCACCUCAAAAGAGUCAGAAGCUCACCCAGAACCCUGUGGGACGUCAAAACCAGUCAACCUGUAAUAGCCUCAGACUGUUAAAUGUUCAUUCUAUGAUGAAAGUUGCGCUUUAAGGCUUAAAGUAAAUGUAUUAGGCUUUUUUUACCAGCAAAAUGUGCUCUUUUAAUAGUGGAGGGCACAAGUGAAAAUACUAUUUUCCCUCUUUGUCUAUCUUUUGCAUUUAAAAUCACAAUGAGAACUGUUUUUCUGUCAAUGAAUGUAGUGAACAUGCACAGUCAGCCCAGAGGAUGGCGCUACUAAAAGCUACAAUUUCUUUGCCAGAAGAGAGGAGGCUGAAAAUUUAACUUUUCCAUUAAAUUAUUGAAAUAAGAGAAUUGUUGUAAUUGACUGCAGUAGGUCUGAAAUAUAGAUCAUGGUCACAGGUUUACUGACACUGAUUUUUCAAUGGGUCAAAAACAGAAAUGAAACCAUCACAAGACUUUUACAUCCAAAUUUAUUUUACAAAAGAAAACUUGCUUCUCUUUACACAUCUAUUUCCCCAAAAAACAUAUAGUGUUUCUUUAAUCUGAUUAUGCAAAUGGAAUAUUAUGCAUGCAGUUUUGCAUUACUCUCAAAUACCAUCCUGCACAAGUAAUACCCACAAUUCCAUUUGAAGCCAUUAAGUUGCAGGUAAAGCAUUAGCAUGCAGCACUGUACACUUUUGCAUAGUAAAUGGCGGUCAUUUAUUUUGGAUUCAUUUCUCAUCGUCCUUUACCAACAUGCCAUUGCAUGAAACUGAACUUUAACUGAGGAACAAAACAAAAAAAAAAUCGAUUCUCAGGAUGGAAGGGUCAGUGAAACUCAUUCUCCAUGGUUUUACCGGGGUAGUGGUGUGAAUUUAGGAAGUACAUUGUUUGUUUUUACAAAAUGAAUUAGGUCUGUCCAAUUGUUGAAUAAUUUUAACCAUAUAGAAUGACAUUUAAAGCUAAAUAUAGGAUGAAUAGGCUUAACACACAUUUAAAUACAUCCCCAGAGCUCU
Pimephales promelas (fathead minnow) is the source of this 2586-nucleotide messenger RNA. RefSeq names its product high affinity cGMP-specific 3',5'-cyclic phosphodiesterase 9A. The record is from RefSeq and is a predicted model, not a curated record. Gene Ontology annotation, molecular function: 3',5'-cyclic-nucleotide phosphodiesterase activity. Gene Ontology annotation, biological process: signal transduction. Lineage: Eukaryota; Metazoa; Chordata; Actinopteri; Cypriniformes; Leuciscidae.